Messenger RNA from Orbicella faveolata, 5054 nucleotides. RefSeq lists its product as uncharacterized. Gene Ontology annotation, molecular function: monoatomic ion channel activity; protein binding. Gene Ontology annotation, cellular component: membrane; transmembrane transporter complex. The record is from RefSeq and is a predicted model, not a curated record. Gene Ontology annotation, biological process: monoatomic ion transmembrane transport. Lineage: Eukaryota; Metazoa; Cnidaria; Anthozoa; Scleractinia; Merulinidae.
AGAGGUCUCCCCGAACUGCAGUUGUCACGGUAGAACGAAACGACGAGGAAAGUGAAGCAAGGAACUAAACUCUCGGAGGAAAACAUGGCGCAAAGAAAGACAAAACGACAUGAUGCAAGUUGCAAUCCCUUUAAGCUCAGGAGGGAUGAUGAAGACGCUGAAGAAAAACACGGGGUACCGCUAGUCGAUUUCGAACCCGAGACAAAGGAGACGGCGACCUUUGUUUACGACGACCGCGAAACAAGCGAAAUGGCAACCCCUGUGUCACCCCACACUCUGAAGCUUUUUGAAGCAAUUCGCGAAGAUGAAAUGGAGUUAGUCGAAGAGGAGCUCGGCAACCUGACAGACAUGCAAGAGAUCGAUAGAACAGGCAAACAUGGCUUUGCGCUCAUUCACGUCGCAGCUCGGUACAACUUGAGCAGAAUCGUGAAGAUUCUGUUGGAACAUGGAGCUGACAUUAACAUUGGUACAAAAGAAUAUCACUUGACGCCCCUCCAUUUUGCUGCAAGGUUCAAUGGCCUCUCGACUGUCAACACCCUUUUGGAGCGAGGCGCCGACCCUUCAGCUAAAGGUAGAAAGGGGAAUACCCCACUGCAUUUUGCAGCGUGCAGAGGAAACGAAGAGAUCGUUAAAAUUCUCCUACAGCAUUCAAAGGUUAAUGUUAAUGACAAAGAUGUUUCUGGAAAAACUGCGUUGCACCUGGCCUGCAGUGAAGGACAUAGCAAAGUUUGCCAACUGCUUCUCAACUACGGAGCGGACAUCAAGGCAGUUUCAGCGGACAAAACGACUCCUCUCCACAGCGCCAUUCUUAAUGGUCAUUCUCAGGUGGCAAGAAUGAUAUUAAACCGAGCCUCUGAUAGAGACGUUGAUACCAAUGAAAGGGAACUGGUGGGGAACGAGGACCUACAGAGUAACACAGUGUUACACAUAACUGCUUGGAAUAACGAUGUCGAGACCGCUGAACUGUGCCUUGACCAUGGCGCAGACGUCAACUCUAAAAAGUGUAACGAAACCACCGCACUUCACUUAGCGGCCACUAAAGGGAAUCUUGAGAUGGCGGAGUUGCUAAUAUCACGAGGAGCCGGUGUUAACAUGAAAGAUGGAGAUUCCAAAACACCUCUUCACAGAGCUGCUCUUUUUGACCAAACGAAACUCAUCACAUAUCUCGUUGAAAAGGGAGCUAAAGUUAACGCACGCGAUGAUGAAGGUCGUUCGCCAUUCUUGAACGCAGUCGCGGCAGGACACAUUGAUUCCGCCAGGGUACUCCUUCAACUUGGAGCUGAAAACACUGCAACCGAUCUGCUCUUGAAAACUUCUGUUCAUCUCGCGGUAGAGAAAGAACAUUUGACGAUGCUUGCCAUGCUUCUAGAGAGUCGCUCGGGUACAAACAAUUUAUACAAAGCGGAUUUGUGGGACAGGGUUCCUUUGCACUACGCUGCUAAGUCAAAAGAUAUAAAGAUUUUAGAGCUGGUCUUAUCCAAACAGAAGCAUCUGUCUUUUCGAGACGAGAAUAAAAAAACACCUCUACAUCUAGCCGCAGAAUCGUCCUCGUCCAAACACGUGGAAGCAUUGGUCAGGCGGAUUUCUGGGGUUAAUGAACGAGACGAGCUUGGACGAACACCUUUGCACUGUGCUGCUGGAAAAGGGCAACGAAAAGCUUGCAUGGCACUCAUAAAUAUGGGAGCGGAAGUUGACAGUUUAGAUAAUCUCCACCAAACUCCGUUGAUGUGGUCAGUAAAGAGAAACCAAGUAAAAUGUGCCGAGGUUCUACUUGAUUUUAAAGCAUCCGUCGACCUGCAGGAUACGGACGGCGACUCUGCAUUACACCUGGCGUGUGGUAAGGGUCAUCCAGCUAUAGUGAGUUUACUUUUGGACCGUGGCGCAAGUUUAACACUUGUCAACGGACGAGGACAUGAUUGUUUGGAAGUAGCAGCAAAAGCGGGAGCGUCUGAUGUUGCCAUGACAAUUGUGAAGCACAAAAGAUGGACGGAGAUUGAAAACUACCAAACAACUUCUGGCCAAACUGCAGUAUCACUCCUGGUUGAAAAUUUCCCCGAAGCAGCUGAAGUUGUAUUGAAUCAGUGCGUGCACCAUUCUCAGCAUCUGAACAUCUCCGACCCAGACUACGCUGUCACAUACAACUUUAAAUAUCUGGAUCUUGGCCCAGACGUAGAAGACUGCAGUAAAAGGUUCUCAACAGUUGAAACGAUGAUCAAGCACAAACGCGAACGGCUCCUUCUUCAUCCCCUCACUCUGAAAUUCAACGAAAGAAAGUGGACCUCGCUGGGAAGAUAUGUUUACAUGGCCGAUUUUUUCCCGUAUCUCUUACUGAUGAUACUCUUUACCACUUUCAUAGUCGACCAAAGAGAAGACCAGAAUUUCAGGCCACCAAGGACGAACGGGUCUAGAGGAGCAAACAAAGACUUCAAGCCUAAACCUUCCGAUAUUUACCGGGUAGAUUCUUCCUUCAGGGAAGCAGUACCAAUCAUAGUCGUGAUUUUCGCGACAUUCCACUUUUGCAAAGAAAUGUUUCAGAUUUACGUGCAACGUUGGAACUAUUUCAAGGACACUUCCAACUACCUAGACUGGAUCCUUCAUAUAAGUACAACGUUGUUUAUGCUACCUUACGUAACCUCGCGGAGCGUUGUCGAUGAAUGGUUCUCGGCCAUGAAGGACCCACGUACACUUUGGAUCCUUGGAAUUGUGGCGGUAUUCGUGUGCUAUACCAACAUGAUGCUGUUCCUUAGAAGAUAUCGACUUUUUGGUACUUAUAUCUCAAUGUAUAUUGAAGUGACCAAGACCGUUUUCCAAGUGAUGGUGGUAUUCGCUUUCCUUGUCUUGGGAUUUGCACUGGUCUUUUACCUCCUCUUGAAGGAACAGACUGGGUUCCACACUGUGCACCAUUCUAUCCUUCGUGUGUUGGUAAUGAUGAUUGGAGAGCUCGACUUUGGAGCAUCCUUCAUUGACUCAAUUGGUCAAAGGCAUCCCAGAAACGAUAAUCCCUUAAAUCCGUUUCCAAAGGUGGCGUUCUUCUUCAUCUUUUUGUGUUUGUUUCUACUGUCCGUCGCUCUGAUGAAUCUUUUGGUUGGUCUGGCCGUUGGAGAUACCGAGACAAUGAAAAAGUUCGCUACAGUCAAGAGACUGGCCAUGCAGAUUGAGUAUCAAAUUGAAAUAGAAGAAGCGUUUCCUAGUUUUUUAACGAGAGCCGUUUACGAAACGGUUUAUGUUGAGAAACCUAACAAGUCAUCUAAGUACCACAGAUUGAUAGGGUGGCUACAAGCAAGAUUUUCCGAGGCCAUCCCAGAGCCGGUUGCAGAUGAAAGCAAAGCAACUGAGCUCGCCAAACUGGAAGAGGAGGUGAUGAAAAACAGGAAAAAGAUGAAGUCCAUGAUGGCUAUGAUGGAGGCACAGAACAAGUUACUCAGAAGCCUGGCCCUAAGAAUUGACUCCAGUUUUGAGCUGCCAGAAGGCACCGAGGAAGCCAGCUCGAGGACAGAUGGUGCCGAUAGUGCAAAUGACAGAUAUCGGACGGCCGUUGAUGGUGGAAAAGAAGACGAAGGGCCGACUGAUAAAACAAGUGUGGAUGCGGCCAGAGAAGAGAAAUCCUAAGAUGCUCCCUUUGAGAGUGGCUUGUAGUCCUUGUUUGGUACGAAGCAGCAGUCACACUAAUGGAUCGAAGAUUGGCUAUGAACCUGUAUCAUGUAUCAUGUUGAUUUGAUAAUUUAAGUUCCCCAAAUGAUUGAGUACCUACACAAUAGCUGGUAACCUUGUAGCAGUGACUAACACAGCAUGAAAAACAACGUUACCGUUGUGUAAAACUGGCGUUAUGCUGUCCAGUGUGAAUUUCUAAAUUAGGCAGCGUCCCUUUGGCUUUACGCUGUAAAGAUUUGCUUUAUAGUAGCGGUAAACGCUCACGUUUAAAGCCCACUUGAAGCAAUUAAGACUUAUAAGCGAACUUUAAGUUGUAGCUGAAAGUUAACCUAUAGUGCCCACUUUAUAUAGGACGUACGUCAAUUUUACACACACCACGGUGGUGUGAAUUUCAAGAAGAAUGCCUACCCAGAGUGAAUUCUUCGGUUCGUUUGAUGCACCCCGAUCCGAGUUGUCUUGGGUUAAUCUGUCUAUUAAGAAAACGCAAAAUAUUUUUUGGAUUUAAGAAUCGAACGCUGGAUUUUCCCAAAAAAGCACCCUAACUUAGAUAUUAACCAACUUUAAGAAGAUUUAAGCUGUGUGAAUUAUCCAUGGCCCAAGUUUUGAUCGUAUUCAUGACAGUGUAGUUGUUGUGGCUCAACCCUGCUUAUCAGUCGUAACCGGCGAAUUGAGUUUGAAUGUAAAAGAUAAUGUAAAUCCUGCUAAUCAGCUAAAUAAGCGUUUCAAUCGAAUCCAUGUUAACUGUUGUUAUAGCAUAAAUAUCACUACUUAAUAUCUUUAUAUUUUCUUAUACGUGAAUUGAUUAUAAAGCUUGCAAUAGCGAAGCGCGCGAGUGACGUCAUAACUCAGACAAAGUCAGACAAACAAAACGGAAUGGUGGAAAAUUUGACGCUUUUUCACGCGCGUAAGCAAAUGCUCCUAAAACAAUUUUUAAAACGAAAUUUGGCCUUCAUUUUCCUCCUUUUUCUCUUAGAACACGCCAAUGUUGUCUGACUCUCGCGGGGUUUCAAUAAUUUGCAUUCUAUUUUUGGAUUUCGUGUGCUUUGUGAUUUGUUCAGUCCUGGUUAUAUUUUAAAUUUUUGGCCUGGAUGAUUUACUGGGCGGCGUAUAUGGCCGUGUUUUCUAACAGUCUCACGCCGCUUUAAACCUCCCGUCAUCCUAUACAUGUCGAGCUAGUAGGUCACCCGAGUGAGUGAUUAGUGUGUAUAUUAUGGUUCUGUCUUUGCUACUCUUUGCUACUAUGAUUAGCUACUUCUGGUCUUGGCAUUUGGUAAUUCAAAAGACGCUAAUUAUACAUAACGUCCAGCUGUGUAAUUCUGAAAUAUAACAAUGUGAGGGACGAUUGUAAUUUUGUGGUUAUGUUGGACGGUCACACAAUAAACAAACUUUUUGCUUGCCCCGUC